Molecule: messenger RNA, 2974 nt
Organism: Gopherus flavomarginatus (Mexican gopher tortoise)
Lineage: Eukaryota; Metazoa; Chordata; Testudines; Testudinidae
Gene: GNAO1
Product: G protein subunit alpha o1
Exons: 9
Coding region: 449-1513 (354 amino acids)
Biological process (GO): adenylate cyclase-modulating G protein-coupled receptor signaling pathway; G protein-coupled dopamine receptor signaling pathway
Cellular component (GO): heterotrimeric G-protein complex
Molecular function (GO): GTP binding; G-protein beta/gamma-subunit complex binding; GTPase activity
Source: RefSeq, a predicted model, not a curated record
CGCGCUCUCUCCCCUUCUGCUUCUCUCUCCGCCAGGAGCCGCCGAACGAUGCGAUCGCUCGCAGCCAGCGCCGCCGCCGCCCAUUAGAGACCCCUCCCCCCCGCCUGCCUUCCAACAAAAACCCUCCCGCCAGAGCAGGACCCACCCUUUCCCCUCCCCCCCACCGAACCCUCUUCCUCCUCCUCCUCCUCCUCCAUCAGGAAGAGCUCAGCCUUUUCUGCACCAGCCCCAGUGCCUGCCUGCAGCCCGGCUCCCACUUGGAUGCAUUGAUUGCUAGAGAGAGGGGUAACGGAGGGGAGGACAGCAAAGAAAGGAAAAAAAGGGGGGGACACAUUUGGCUGCCCAGAUUUUUUUUCCCCUGGGGGGUGAUUUUUUCCCCCUUUCCCUCGGAGUGUCUGAGAAGGGGGGAGGCGCCCGCCGAGAGGUGUGUUUUUUCUGGGGGGCCAUCAUGGGAUGUACACUGAGCGCAGAGGAGAGAGCCGCCUUGGAGAGGAGCAAAGCGAUCGAGAAGAACCUCAAGGAGGAUGGGAUCACCGCCGCCAAAGACGUGAAAUUACUCCUGCUAGGGGCUGGAGAAUCUGGGAAAAGCACCAUUGUGAAGCAGAUGAAGAUCAUUCAUGAAGAUGGUUUCUCCGGAGAAGACGUGAAGCAGUACAAGCCUGUGGUCUAUAGCAACACUAUUCAGUCCCUGGCAGCUAUCGUCCGUGCCAUGGAUACCUUGGGCAUUGAAUACGGUGAUAAGGAGCGAAGGGCUGAUGCUAAGAUGGUCUGUGAUGUAGUAAGUCGAAUGGAGGACACAGAGCCCUUCUCUCCAGAGCUGCUGUCCGCUAUGAUGAGACUCUGGGCAGAUUCUGGAAUCCAGGAGUGCUUCAACCGGUCCCGGGAAUAUCAACUUAAUGACUCUGCCCAAUACUACCUAGACAGCUUAGAUCGAAUCGGAGCUCCAGACUACCAGCCAACAGAGCAGGAUAUACUUCGAACCAGGGUCAAAACAACCGGCAUUGUAGAAACCCAUUUCACAUUCAAAAACCUCCACUUCAGGCUGUUCGAUGUGGGAGGUCAGAGGUCAGAACGUAAGAAAUGGAUCCACUGCUUUGAGGACGUCACAGCGAUCAUUUUUUGUGUUGCACUGAGUGGUUACGAUCAGGUGCUCCAUGAAGACGAAACCACGAACCGAAUGCAUGAGUCUCUCAUGCUCUUCGACUCCAUCUGUAACAACAAAUUCUUCAUCGAUACCUCCAUCAUUCUCUUCCUCAACAAGAAAGACCUAUUUGCCGAGAAGAUCAAGAAAUCACCUCUGACCAUCUGCUUCCCUGAAUAUACAGGCCCUAACACUUAUGAGGAUGCAGCAGCAUAUAUCCAAGCACAAUUUGAAAGCAAAAACCGCUCCCCCAACAAGGAGAUUUACUGUCACAUGACUUGUGCGACGGACACGAACAACAUCCAGGUGGUCUUUGAUGCUGUCACCGAUAUCAUCAUUGCCAACAACCUCCGAGGCUGUGGCUUGUACUGACACCUUCUCGUGCUGUAUAGCAAAGCAACUCCUUUGACCACUUCACGGACUCUCCUGUUGGCGUUCUCCUUACCGGUAGCAUGACCUUUUGGCCUUUUGCAUAAGACACAGCCUUCCUUACUGAGUCAAUGUAUAAUGUUCUGAACAUGGAAUGAUGGCUGUGUGUUUCCGUAGACUGCUGUAGAUCUGGUUUUAGCUGAGUCUUUACAUUUAGAAGCUAAAAGAUUAAAAAGGAAGAAAAAAAAGAAAAAUGAAAAUCUUUUUUUCAUGUGCUUUGUAGCUAAAAAAGAAGAAAAAAGAAAAAAAAAGAUUCCUUUCCCAUUUCCCCUACUCCCCUUUAUUUAAAAAAAAGAAAAGAAAAAUCUUUUGCAACCGUGCUAAGAGGUAUUCGCCUCUUCUCCAGUCCUCAUUUUAACAGGAAUGAAUUUGCGUUUGUUUUCAUUUAAUUUCCCUCUUUGUGUUUAUUUGUGCCCUGCCUCUUUAAAAAGAGAAAAGGGCCGGUGGGGUCUUUAUUAGCCUGGAGUGAUAAGACUACAAUGCAAGACCAUGCCUGUGGGUCAGGUAUCCAGCAGGGGAUGUCUUUCUGCAUUAUAUUUAUUUAUUCUUUUCCCCUAGUUUAAUAACGACUCUUCGUUCUGAAUUGUCUCUUUCACGCUCCAGGUUUGUAUCAAAAAAGCACAGCUGUCACUGGCCUGUAGCAGCCAAAUUAUCCAGAGAUUUUCCCUCUCGUGACUUGUUUGCUCUGAAGAAUACUGUGUAUUACAUACCAGAUAGGCUUCCUCUUCUUUCUUUUAUUGUUUUGGGGGUUGGUUUGGGAGACCUUAGAGGGAUUAUUUUUGUUUGGAUUUUUUUUUGUUUUGUUCUGAUUUAUUUUUUUAACUUUCCAGUGAAUGCUUUUCUGUGCUGCUUUUUUCCUCGUCUGAUCCUUCCUUUUAGUGAAUGGUGUUUUCUCUCUCUCUCUCUCUCUCUCUCAUGUGGGGAUGUUUGUGCUGCAAAAACAAAUGGAAAAAAAAAACAAAAAAUACAAAAAAAAAUACAAAAAAACCCAAAAACAAAAAAAGAAAGAAAGAAAAUGUUUAAAAAGUUUAACACACACACACAAAAUCACAAAAAAAACAAAAAACAAAAUCAAAUGUAGUGUUUACAUUAAAGCCACCGUUUUCAUGACCAAUCCUUUGUCAUUUCUACUUUGAUUAGUAAUCAGACAUCGUCACAGUUUCACUUUUCAGAGUUACCUUUGCUGAAGAAAACCAGUCACACCUGUUUAAAAUAAAAUGAUUAAAUACAAAGGAAACUAAAUAUAUAUAUAUAUAUAAAGCGCCAGGUCUUUCUAAGCCUUUCUAUUACCAAUCAGUGAGGUUUCUGUGAUAUAUUAGACACUGCCAAUCUCUUUCUCUGACUAAUGGAAAAUUCAUGUGUAGCUCAAUAAAGAGAAUGUUUGUCUGUAAUCCUGGUCUUUCA